GGCAGAGCGAGGGAGGCGUCGGAUCGAUCGCAGGGUUGACACCGAGCGGGUGCCAUGUGGACAGGGACCUCUGUCUGUCCUUUGGGACUACGAGAAAGCCAAUGAGUCUCUAAAACAGGGAGGGCUGAAGAUGUGAGGGUGCGCUUAGAGACAAAGACAAAUGCUGAGCUUUUUGUACUUACAAAGUGAAUAACUAGAUAGCGCAAGGGCUCGGUCAGGUUUAAACAUUGUCUGCUUGAAGAAAUUAGACACCUUAGCACACUCCCUGGGGUUCUUCAAUGGUAAACCAGAAGAAGCCCAUGCUAACAGUGCGUGGACUGAACAACACCAUUUCAUUAAGAGCAGUGCCAAACAUGUGAGAAGAUGUCUGUUGGAGGUUGCGCUUGCCCAGGCUGUUCGUCCAAGUCAUUCAAGCUGUACUCCCCAAAGGAGCCUCCCAACGGUAGUGCCUUCCCUCCAUUUCACCCAGGCGCAAUGCUGGAUAGAGAUGUGGGUCCGACGCCGAUGUAUCCCCCUUCUUACAUGGAACCUGGAAUAGGGAGGCACACACCGUAUGGAAAUCAAACAGACUACAGAAUAUUUGAGCUCAAUAAAAGAUUACAGAAUUGGACAGAGCAGGACUGUGACAAUUUGUGGUGGGAUGCGUUUACUACAGAGUUUUUCGAGGAUGAUGCAAUGCUGACUAUCACUUUCUGUCUGGAAGAUGGACCCAAACGAUAUACUAUUGGGAGAACGUUGAUCCCUCGAUACUUCAGGAGUAUUUUUGAGGGGGGCGCUACUGAACUCUUCUAUGUGUUGAAACAUCCAAAGGAAUCGUUCCACAAUAACUUUGUGUCCCUGGACUGCGAUCAGUGCACCAUGGUCACACAGAACGGCAAACCCAUGUUCACACAGGUGUGUGUGGAGGGCAGACUGUACCUCGAGUUUAUGUUUGAUGACAUGAUGCGUAUAAAGACGUGGCACUUCAGCAUCAGGCAACACCGAGAGGUCGUGCCCAGGAGCAUUCUGGCAAUGCAUGCCCAAGACCCACAAAUGCUUGACCAGCUUUCAAAAAACAUCACAAGAUGUGGCUUAUCUAACUCUACGCUCAACUACCUCCGACUUUGUGUAAUACUGGAGCCCAUGCAGGAGCUGAUGUCCAGACACAAGACAUACAGUCUUAGCCCACGAGACUGCCUCAAAACCUGUCUGUUUCAGAAAUGGCAGAGGAUGGUGGCACCACCAGCCGAGCCAGCAAGACAAGCCCCCAACAAGCGAAGGAAACGAAAAAUGUCCGGCGGGAGCACAAUGAGUUCUGGAGGGGGCAACAACAACAACAGCAACAGUAAAAAGAAAAGCCCAGCCAGCAGUUUUGCGCUCUCCAGCCAGGUACCUGACGUGAUGGUGGUGGGAGAGCCCACUCUGAUGGGAGGGGAGUUCGGGGACGAGGAUGAGCGGCUCAUCACGCGGCUGGAGAACACACAGUUUGAUGCAGCCAAUGGCAUCGACGACGAGGACAGUUUCAACAGUUCCCCCACCAUGGGCACCAACAGCCCCUGGAACAGCAAAGCUCCCUCAAGCCAGCAGGGCAAAAAUGACAACCCCGGCUCUCAGUCGUCGCAGUAGAAGUAUUAGGGGCUAGUAAAAGGCUCGUUCAUUCCAGGCCUUGACGAGUCCUCAGUUGAUGAAAUCGGCCCUCCUCCUCCUCCUCCUCUGUCACCAUCCGACGUGCCGUUUUUUUUUUUCUUUAAAUUUAUUUUUGGUUUGUUUCUUUGAGAAUCAUUUUGCAACACCGUCUGUUUCUGUGUCUCGAUCAGGCUUAGCGAUCAGGCUGUGGGUUAUUGUUCCAACCUCGGGUCUCUCUUGUGCGUGCAAUGCUUUGACACGCAUGGCCGUUUCUGUUGUGCUCACUUGACAGGAAAGGAUCACUUUUUUUUAUCUCACCGUUUAUUGUGUGCACCUCAGAUUCAAACCCCAACCGCUCCAUUUUUUAAAAACUCAAUCAUUUGUUUUGUAGGACCUGGUUGGAACAAAAACCUGUACAGUUCCAGAGCUUGAGGACCGGAGUUGAGAACCACUACGUAAAGUCCUUUAAGUAAAUCAAAUUAAAAGUGUAAAGGUUCUUGAGUUUGGCCAUGCCCAAAAUGGUCGCUGAGAGCUUGCCUGACCAUUACGCCAGACUCAGAAGUGUUUGAUUUUUGAUUUUGGUUAGUUUUUUAUUUUAUUGUUUGCAUUUGGAUUGGUUUCCUGUUCUUUUUUUAUUUUUUAUAACUAUUUCUAAAGAAAUAAGCAAGCAAACAAAAACUCUAAAUAUCCUUUGCACUCUUGUCACUGUAUUUUGGAUCUAUUUUUCUUAAAAAACGAUUAUGAUGAAUUUUGUUUUUAUUAAAAACAACAAAAAAAAUUGAUAAUCUUUAACUGGAAAACUCUGUCAAUCUCAGUGUAAAAUAACAAAUUUUGUAUCGUUACUGUUAUUAUUAUUACUGCAAAGUAAGUAGAUGCUACUUUGCUCCAAGCUUUUCACCUUCCUGUCUUUCAGUUUCUGUUUUGUCGUCUUUAAAAAUGAGAUUACUUGAACAUAGCAUGUAUGUCUGGGAAGCGCAUGUGUCAGACAUUAGCUAUCGCAGCUGUAAGAGUCUCAUUGUUCAUAGGAUCUACAUCCUGCACUGUUAGUACGACGGCUGCUGGCACAUUUUGUCCCGAGACCGUAGCUAUCAACAUUUCAUUUCUUGGAGAUUUCUUAAAAAUCUAUUGAAAAGAACAGGCCUCAAGCUUCAACGCCUUUUGUGUAGACCCAGUCAUUUGCGCAGUUUAAUUUGCUUAGACGUCAUUUUAGUACACCAGCCAUUGUUUACUUUCCCUUCUCGAUGCUACAGACCAAGAUGCAAGAUCCUUUAAUCAGCACAUUUUUACAGUUUUGUUUCCUCAUUGUUUUGUUUGUGUGUUUGUGAUUGUAUAUUUAAGAUUGUAGCCAAGUUCUGUAAGUGUAAUUCUAUUUACUCUUCUUUAGGACCCUUCACUCCUCCAUAUGUCAAAAGUAAAACUUUGUCUCAUUUCAAAUCGUUUCUAGACGCAUUAAAGGUACAACUACCUUUCAGCUAAGAAGGUAGAUUAUAGUUUUUAAGUCAAUGUACAAUGUAUUUAUUUUUUUAAAGUCUUUGCCAUCGCAUUAUAUAUCAAGACGAUACAUGUUGCUGUGUAUUUGAUGUUGCCUUUGUACAUUAUUUCACUUUCUAUGUUAUUUCAUUAACCUAAGAUGAUAUAUAUGUCAUUGAAUCAGUUCAUAAGAGUUCUUAUUAAACGUUGGAUAAUGCAAAAAUAGUCAAACCUAGAAGGUUACAGUGAACACCAGGUGGCACUUGGUGGAAAGCGUAUAUUGGCUUGUAUAGAAAAGGGUUGGUGACUAAACUAGCAAGCUAUUCUGCGGCGUACAGAUCUUCAGUUCACUUUCCUCAAAUCUGUCACUAAAAUACAGUGUUGUUUUAGGUUCAUUUUUCAAGUCAGCCAUAAAUAAGGUGUGCUCUUUUCUGUGUUUUCAGAGCCCAUUUGUUUGUGGUUGUUUUACAAAUAUAUUUUUGCCUAUAGUGUCUGCCAUUGACAAUUGAUGUAUGGUACCAAUAAAACACAUUUUCACAGCU
Messenger RNA from Danio aesculapii, 3617 nucleotides. RefSeq names its product LIM domain binding 1a (gene ldb1a). Gene Ontology annotation, biological process: nervous system development; positive regulation of transcription by RNA polymerase II; negative regulation of transcription by RNA polymerase II. Bases 364 to 1605 code for a protein of 413 amino acids. Gene Ontology annotation, molecular function: LIM domain binding. Gene Ontology annotation, cellular component: nucleus; transcription regulator complex. The transcript is spliced from 12 exons. Lineage: Eukaryota; Metazoa; Chordata; Actinopteri; Cypriniformes; Danionidae. The record is from RefSeq and is a predicted model, not a curated record.